UAGCAAUGGGGGUUAGCAUUAUCCAAGCAACUGGCUGACUUGCGGGACCCACACGCCUCCUAACAGCGCACGGCAAUGCAUUCUGGUUUUCCUCGUGCGAUUCGCCUUCCCAAAUCCACAAAGCUAAAAACAGCCGUUUUUCGUUUCCCGUUCCCAAAUUCCCUCGGAAUUUAGUGCAUCUAUCAAUCCAAUUCGGUUCGUUUCGAUUCAGAGGAGAAGGAGAAGCGGCGCCUGCCCUGCCAAAUUGGAUCAUCGUCUCAGAUAUCCCUGGCUUCGUCGCCAAGCAAGCAAGAACGGUUCCUCAAUCAAUCCCCUUCUCCAUCGUCUUCGCCGCUUUCAAUCUUGCCAAGCUUUCCGUUAUUCUUCCCGGUUCGAAUCCGCCGCGUGCCUCGCAGCCGUCAGGGAGUUCCUCUCCGCCGGCGGCGAUGGUCGUGCGGGAGCAGCAAGAUCCGGACAUCGUCCGCUGGGGCCUCCACCACCUCCUCCAGGGCGGCGGCGGCGGCGCUUCUCCCUACUGCGCGCACCACCCUCAGACCGCCACCACCGAUUACGCCGCCUACCCGAACCCGCACCACGUCCUUCUCGACGCCGGCGAUGGGGUUGGGGCUCCUGGUAGCAGCAGCAGUGGCCCUGCCGAGAUCAAAGUCGAGCGCGUCGCCGCCCACAGGGACGACGCGGUCGCCAACGACGAGGUCAUCGCGUACGCGCUCCAGGAGGAGCUCGCGGAGCUCGCCCUGGCCGAGGCGUCGUCGUCCCGCGGCGCCGCCGCCGACCACGGCGAGCAGCAUGCCACCGUCCUCGCGCAGCAGUGGUUCCGCCCAGAAACCGUACCCUCAGCUCCUCCUUACGAAGAAGCAGAGGACAGGGAACCCUUUAGUUCGUGUUCAAGCCCUGGAGAUAAUUAUAACAAUGCACGUGACGGCCGAGGGUGCUCGAUAGAGCUUGUCGAUGACUUCUCUGCUCUCGAUGGCGAAGUCGGGAAAAGAUUGAAUGACAUGGUUCCUGUCCCUCAUGUUCCUAAAACAAAUGGGGAGAUUCCUUCUGUUGAUGAAGCCUUUUCAGAUCACCAAAGACUCCUUGACAGGUUGGUGCUUUAUGGCUUGGUUGAGCUCAAAGUUACAGGGGAUGGAAAUUGUCAGUUUCGGGCAUUGUCUGAUCAAUUUUACCGUACUCCUGACCACCAUAGAUUUGUGCGGCAAGAAGUGGUGAAGCAGCUUGAAUCCCAUCCUGAGAUAUAUGCUGGAUAUGUCCCUAUGGAUUACAGAGAAUAUCUUAAGAAGAUGCCAAAGAGCGGAGAGUGGGGUGACCAUGUUACACUGCAGGCUGCUGCAGACUUGUACGGCGUAAAGAUUUUCAUCCUAACAUCAUUCAGAGAUACAUGCUACAUUGAAAUCCUUCCUGUUAUUCAGAAAUCAAACAGAGUUAUAUGUUUGAGUUUUUGGGCCGAGGUGCACUACAACUCCAUAUAUCCAGAAGGAGAGUUGCCGGUAGCGGAGAACAAGAAGAAGAGCUCGACCAAUCAACGGUCGUUUUGUUCGGUUAUGUGACUGCGAGAGGGAUCCGAGAAGCUUGAGGGCAAUUAUAUAGGCUUUGGAACUGGCAGCAGCUGGUUUUGUACAUACAUAUAGUACUAGCAUAUAUACAUUGCUGGUCAUUAGGAAAAAUAGCAGGGUAGAUUGUUUCAACUGAUUCUGUUAUGUUGUAGGUGUAAUGCAUGCAUUUCGCCUGCCUAAUGUAGCGGAAUAUUUUAAUUACAUAUCAGAAGUUGUUGAGAUGUUGGUGAGUCC
This is a messenger RNA of Brachypodium distachyon (stiff brome), 1787 nucleotides long. RefSeq lists its product as uncharacterized. The record is from RefSeq and is a predicted model, not a curated record. The transcript has 12 exons. Gene Ontology annotation, molecular function: cysteine-type deubiquitinase activity. Bases 426 to 1547 code for a protein of 373 amino acids. NCBI's taxonomy places the organism in Eukaryota, Viridiplantae, Streptophyta, Magnoliopsida, Poales, Poaceae. Gene Ontology annotation, biological process: protein deubiquitination.